CGCCGCUCCGCCCCGCGGGGCCAGGAGCGGAGCCGGGGCACAGCGGGGCAGCGAGCGAGCGGGCCGCCGAGCCGAGCAGGUCUCAUAAGUGAAAGAAGAUGGGGUCUGGCUGCUUAAAAGUCACCAAGUACUUCCUCUUUCUCUUCAAUCUUCUGUUCCUUAUCCUGGGUGCUGUGAUCCUGGGUUUUGGAAUAUGGAUUCUGGCUGACAAAACCAGUUUCAUUGCAGUUCUACAGAUGUCCUCUCCCUCCCUGAAGGUUGGUGCGUACAUCCUCAUCGGUGUUGGGGCUCUCACCAUGCUGAUGGGGUUCCUGGGCUGUCUUGGAGCAGUCAAUGAAAUCCGAUGUCUCUUGGGUCUGUAUUUCACCUGCCUGAUGGUAAUCCUAAUAACUCAGGUUGCUGCUGGACUGAUCAUCUACUUCCAGAAAGAAACGCUGAAACAAGAGUUGUCCCACAUUGUUGAAAGUCUGAUUGAAAAUUAUGACCCUUUGGAUGAUGAUAAGAGGAACUUACAAGAUGCAUGGGACUAUGUGCAGACACAGAUCGCUUGCUGUGGCUGGAUUGCAGCAAAGGACUGGGAAAAUAAUGAGAUUCUUAUCAACCAAAGCAUGACUGCAUAUCCUUGCUCCUGCUCCAAUAGUUCCAAGGACUUGCAGGGAGACAGCGGCUUCUGUAAUCUGGAUGUCCUUAAUAGCACUGUGACAUCUGAUGACUGGCCUGUUCAUGAGCAGGGAUGCAUGGAUGGUGUAGAGAAGUGGCUGAAGGACAACCUUGGUGUCAUUCUUGGGGUCUGCACUGGCGUUGCUGUUGUAGAGCUGCUGGGAAUGAUACUGUCCAUUUCGCUCUGCAAGAACAUACACAGUGAAGACUACACCAAAGUGCCCAAGUCUUGAGUUGACUGACUCCAGAGCUAUGGCAUCACAGAGAAAGAAGCAAACAGAACAUUCCUGCCUCAUACCCAGACUGUCCAACCAUUGACCAUUAUUCCUGUGACAUCCCAUUUCUGAUACCACUUUGCUAAGACCUGUUAGAGCUGCAGUACAGCCUGAUCUUCUGGCAAUAGGGCCCUCGGGCCACCUGUAUCCUGCCUCUGGACUAUUUCUCCUUCAAGAAGCAGAACUUAACUGUCUCGUAUCGCAUGAGACACAAGUUAACCUGAGGGGACAAUGCUUUUGCUGCCUGCUCCAUGUUAAACAAUAUUAUUCAUAUUUCCAUUCUACAACCCACUGGGCCUAACAUACAAUAAAACCUCCCUCCCCUUGUUCUUCUCCCGUAUAUCUUUCCCCUUGCCCCCAGAAGUCCCAUCUUGGUCCCAUGAGCCAGGGUUGCUGUUGAGAUUCCAGUGCUUUGGUAGCUUCACCUACUUCACUGACUUGUGGUGGUUACUAGCCAUGCUUUGCAGGCCUUCUCCUCCCUUGCAAUUAAACUGAUUUGGUUCCUAGGAUCUCUUCUGAAAUACUGAGUGCGACCCUCGUACUUGCUUCUCCUGCUUCUGGAGUCAGCUAUGCCUUGCCUUCAGUGGAGCGCUUCCCUUUGAACAUCAGAAGCCACUGGGAGGGAGCCAAGCAUAACUGUUCCUAGUGUGGUCUGGCAGAUUGUGGUGGUGCUGCUCAACUGCUUCUGGAAUGGGUACUUCCCUGGGGUUCUGGAUUUGACACAUAAAUGUUUCUCCCACUUGCCUCUUUACCUUCUCCUCUCCCCCUAGCACUGCUCUGCUGGCUCUUGUCAGCUUGGAGGCACUUCAGAGACUGCUGUAUAGUGUGAACUCAGCCCCAGGCUGGCACUGCUGGUUGCAUUCUUGGGUUGCCAACUUUUAUGGAGGUUAUGAUUAACUUGGUUCUUCCCCUGCCCCCUUUAUGAACAUAAAAUUUGUUAGUUGUGGUUUUUAAUUAUGAAUAUGGAGGGAUCUGACUGGAUUGCUGAUGCUGUAUAUUGGAUAUAUCACUGCUACCAGUGCCUGAUUUGGGUUUUGUAGUUUGGAUGCAAGAAUAAGUUGCUUUUAUUUCAGUUGUCCAGUCUCCUAACUCCACUGCAAUCUGGAGCCAUGGCUGCAUCCUGAGUUCUGUCUCAAGUGUAAGCAGUGCAGCAGAUAAAGUAGUUGGUUCUGCAGUCAUGCAGGCUGGUGGUUUCUGUACUUAAUGGCUGGGCUGUUCACUGUCCAGUGGCCAGCAAUGAGGAGUGGUGUAGAGGAGAAGAAAGUAGGAAAUGUAUGUGAAAAGCUGCCCCAGCUUCUUAAAUAAGGGAGCUGGGUGCAAAUCCUCAGUCUUAGAGGUGACUUGGGCACAACAGAUUUCCUGCAGUUGCAUGUGCCUGCAGUCACCCUGACAGCAGAAAACUGCAUGAGAGAGAGUGAAGUCGAUGGUCCUUGCUUGAUACCUGAUACAAAGUACUUGGUGAGAGAGCCUUUGCCUUACAGAGGUGGUUCCAGGAUGGUCUCUUGUUAGGGGUGGGGUUGGUAGGAUUAAAUUUAGCAGCAGUUCAGGGGAACGGCUUCACUACCUACUCAGUUUUCCUUCUGGGAAGAAAGGCUCCUGCAGGGAAUCAGGGUCCCAGCAGUGGGUGCCUGCUCUGUCCUUAUCUCUGGACACAGCAGUGACUGGGGAGAGUAGAGUGACUGGGCAACUAGUUUCUUUGAAGGUCUGAUAAGGCUUUGCUAUUUUGAGACACCUGCCCCCUCCUGCAUAGAUCCUUCAAGCUAACCUUUGCUACAGUGGAAGGCACUCUUCUUAGCAGUGAAGCUUGGUAGCUUUUGUAGCACAAAGUCUGUUCUCUAAUGUGUUCUUAUUUGUAAGAUUCUUGUUCAGUUACAGAUACCAAUGCUGAGCAGUAAGUAUAAAGGAGACCAUGCUGGAUUUCCUUUUUUUUUUUUUUUUUGCCUGUUUUUAGCAACACCUUCCUACUGGAAGGAAUGCAUGUACAGAUACAAAAGUCUAGAGGGUGAAUAUUUCUGUAAUAAAGACUUUGCUAAAAAAUGUA
Apus apus (common swift) is the source of this 2976-nucleotide messenger RNA. It is a transcript of the gene CD82, whose product is annotated as CD82 molecule. The transcript has 9 exons. NCBI's taxonomy places the organism in Eukaryota, Metazoa, Chordata, Aves, Apodiformes, Apodidae. The coding region runs from base 99 to 893 and encodes 264 amino acids. The record is from RefSeq and is a predicted model, not a curated record. Gene Ontology annotation, cellular component: membrane.